This is a messenger RNA of Trachemys scripta elegans, 930 nucleotides long. RefSeq names its product apolipoprotein B mRNA editing enzyme catalytic subunit 2 (gene APOBEC2). The record is from RefSeq and is a predicted model, not a curated record. Lineage: Eukaryota; Metazoa; Chordata; Testudines; Emydidae. The transcript has 3 exons. Bases 30 to 692 code for a protein of 220 amino acids. Gene Ontology annotation, molecular function: RNA binding; cytidine deaminase activity. Gene Ontology annotation, biological process: cytidine to uridine editing. Gene Ontology annotation, cellular component: cytoplasm; nucleus.
CUGAACCCGGUGCACCAGCAUCCAAGAGGAUGGCUGAAAACCAGGAGGAGCCCAGCGACACCCAGACCGGUGAGGAGCAGCCUGAAAAUGCAGAGGAGUCUGAGGAGAAGAAGAAGGAGCUGGAGAAACUGCCGCCCUUUGAAAUCGUGGGAGGGGAACGCUUCCCAGCCUUCUUUUUCAAAUUCCAGUUCAGAAACGUGGAAUACAGCUCGGGCAGAAACAAGACCUUCCUAUGUUAUGUUGUGGAGACCCAAGGCAAAGAGUCGGGGAGCUUUCGGGGUUAUCUGGAGGAUGAGCAUGCAGCAGUCCAUGCUGAAGAUGCUUUCUUCAAUAACAUCUUGCCCACAUGUGAUCCCAACCUACGCUACAACAUCACCUGGUAUGUCUCCUCCAGCCCCUGCGUGCCCUGUGCUGACCGGAUAGCACAGAUACUGCAGAAGAACAAGAACCUGCGCCUCUCCAUCCUGGUAAGCCGCCUCUUCAUGUGGGAGGAGCCGGAGAUGCAGGCUGCCCUGAAGAAACUGAAGGCAUCUGGAUGCAAACUGAAGAUUAUGAAGCCUCAAGACUUUGAGUAUAUCUGGCAGAACUUUGCGGAGCAGGAAGAAGGAGAGGCAAAGGCCUUCGAGCCCUGGGAGGACAUUCAAGAGAACUUCCUGUAUUACGAAGAGAAGUUAUCAGAGGUUUUGCACUGAGGCCCAUGCCAGGCCAGCUUGUAAGAGAUCUGUCAACCAGUGGAGAGACAGGCAUAACAGACUUGGACAUCUGACACGCCUUCAGCUUUUCAGAGCUGCUUUGAGUCAGGCAGGAUGCAACAAAAACCUUUAGCAGACAUGGCCCUGAUGGACUCAAACUACAUUUACCAUGUAGCAUUUAGACAUUGUUUAAUUUUUAAAAUAAACUUGUACUCUCUUUGUUAACAGGACAGGAAAA